GCAGCAGCGGCGGCGGCGGGAGCCAAAGAGGCGGCUCCGGACGCUGGUCAGGAACCGGGGGAACCUGCAGUGCCCACGCCCUGCGCGCUCAGCCCCGGAGACGUCAUGACUGAGUACGGGAGCCUCCUCCAGGACCUGACCAACAACAUCACCCUUGAAGACCUGGAACAGCUCAAGUCUGCCUGCAAGGAGGACAUCCCCAGUGAGAAGAGCGAGGCGAUCACGACCGGCAGCGCCUGGUUCAGCUUCCUGGAGAGCCACAACAAGCUGGACAAAGACAACCUCUCCUACAUCGAGCACAUCUUUGAGAUCUCCCGCCGCCCUGACCUCCUCACUAUGGUGGUGGACUACAGGACUCGUGUGCUGAAGAUCUCCGAGGAGGAUGAGCUGGACACCAAGCUAACUCGUAUCCCCAGUGCCAAGAAGUACAAAGACAUUAUUCGGCAGCCCUCUGAAGAAGAGAUCAUCAAAUUGGCCCCUCCGCCGAAGAAGGCCUGAGCAAA
Messenger RNA from Echinops telfairi (small Madagascar hedgehog), 503 nucleotides. It is a transcript of the gene PEA15, whose product is annotated as proliferation and apoptosis adaptor protein 15. The transcript has 4 exons. The record is from RefSeq and is a predicted model, not a curated record. Lineage: Eukaryota; Metazoa; Chordata; Mammalia; Afrosoricida; Tenrecidae. Gene Ontology annotation, biological process: negative regulation of extrinsic apoptotic signaling pathway via death domain receptors; MAPK cascade. Gene Ontology annotation, molecular function: protein binding. The coding region runs from base 106 to 498 and encodes 130 amino acids.